AUGAUGAAAUCGAACACAACAAACUCUUCUUAUCAACAUUCAGCAUACGAUUAUCAUCAUCAUCAUCAUCAUUUUGGUACAACAUCAUCCAAUGUCUAUUCAUCCUAUUAUCCAAAUCAUUAUGUAUCUCAAUCAAAUAUUUCAACUAAAAUUGAAAAUGAUGAUUCAUCAAAUUCAAUUCUGCCACCAUCACCAAUGGCAAACAAUAAUUCACUAAUACAAAAUCCAAUUAUUCUGAAGUUACCAAACAAUAAUAAUGUCGAACAAACAAUAACGUUAACAAUCGAUCACUUAGCUUGUGUAUGUGAAGCUAUUCAACAAAGUGGUAAAAUUGAUAAAUUAAUGAAACUUUUACAAUUACUACCAUUAAAAUCUUCUUCACCCGAUGCUGUUUUAAUACAUCAGCAUGAUAGUAUAUUGAAAGCACGUGCAAUUAUUUUUUAUCAUCAAUCGAAAUUUCGUGAAUUAUAUUGUCUAUUAGAAACACAUUCAUUUGAUGGUCAGCAUCAUUCUGAAUUACAACAACUAUGGUAUAAAGCUCAUUAUAUGGAAGCACAAAAAAUUCGUGGUCGUUCAUUAGGUGCUGUUGAUAAAUAUCGUAUAAGACGAAAAUAUCCUUUACCAAAAUCGAUUUGGGAUGGUGAAGAAACAAUUUAUUGUUUUAAAGAAAAAUCUCGGCAAGCAUUAAAAGAAUGUUAUCGACAAAAUCGUUAUCCAACACCAAAUGAAAAACGUUUAUUAGCAAAAAAAACUGGUUUAACAUUAACACAAGUUAGUAAUUGGUUUAAAAAUCGACGACAAAGAGAUCGUACACCACGAACUCAAGAUCUUCAAACAUCAUUACUUAAUCAAGCUGCAUAUUUUGCUGCUGGUUCUGUAUACUCUCAUGGUUUAUUUGCAACAACAUCAUCAUCAUCAUCGUCAGCAGUAACAAAUAAUUCAUUGCCAUCGAACAAUUCAACAUAUUUGCAUCAUUAA
Messenger RNA from Rotaria socialis, 978 nucleotides. The record is from the annotation of a GenBank genome assembly. Lineage: Eukaryota; Metazoa; Rotifera; Eurotatoria; Philodinida; Philodinidae.